Zophobas morio is the source of this 1116-nucleotide messenger RNA. Its product is annotated as aldo-keto reductase AKR2E4-like. The transcript is spliced from 3 exons. Gene Ontology annotation, cellular component: cytosol. Lineage: Eukaryota; Metazoa; Arthropoda; Insecta; Coleoptera; Tenebrionidae. The record is from RefSeq and is a predicted model, not a curated record. Gene Ontology annotation, molecular function: aldose reductase (NADPH) activity. Bases 68 to 1093 code for a protein of 341 amino acids.
CAAAAAGUUCCAAAUUUGUCACAUAACCAAAGCAACGAAACAAAUUAUUCAGUAAAAAACGGAAAAAAUGUUCAUUAUCAGGUCAAUCAAAAUUCCCAUUAAUUUUAGAUCGUUUCGUACUACACGAAACCUCAAUUACUCCACCUGUGCCAAAAAAAAAGCGUGCGUCCUCCAACUCAACAACGGCACCCAAAUCCCCGUCUUGGGUUUGGGAACCUACCUGUCGCCCCCAGAUCAAGUCCUACAGGCCGUCAAGGACGCCAUCUCCGUCGGCUACCGCCACAUCGACUGCGCCUGGUUCUACGGAAACGAAGCCAAAGUGGGUGCGGGCCUCCACGCCAAAAUCGCCGACGGAACGAUAAAAAGAACUAACGUUUUCGUAACCAGCAAACUAUGGAACAACCACCACGCGAAAGACAAAGUCGUGCCUAUGCUGAAAGAAUCCCUGAGCAAGCUAAGACUCGACUUCGUGGAUUUGUAUCUGAUUCACUGGCCGAUGGGGUUCAAGGAGACGGCUGAGCCGUUGCCUGCUAACUCUUCAGGGUACAGCGACGUGGACUACUUGGAAACGUGGGAGGGCAUGGAGGAGUGCGUUCACUUGGGGUUGACCAAAGGCAUCGGUUUGUCGAACUUCAACAGCGAGCAAGUCGAGCGCGUGCUGGACAAUUGUAAAGUUAAACCAGUGGUUAACCAGGUGGAGGUUAACCCAAACAUGAACCCGAAAAAAUUAAUCAAGUUUUGUAAGGAGCGCGAUAUCGUAGUUGUGGGGUAUAGCCCCUUGGGGGGCACUGACUCCACGGGUCGCCCUGGAGUACCUUUGCCCACAAUUCGCGAUCCUAAAGUCAUCCAAAUGGGGAAAAAACACGACAAAUCGGCUGUACAAGUCGUGCUUAACUAUUUAGUGUCUUUGGGGAUUGUUGUGAUACCAAAAUCUGUAACGAAGUCGCGGAUUGAAGAAAAUUUCGACAUUUUCGACUUUAGUUUGGAUAUCAGUGAAGUGGCUUAUUUGGACUCGUGCAACAAGAAACAAAGAUGCGUUCCCCUAAAGGAAUACAAAGACCAUCCAUAUUUCCCUUUUAACAUUGAGUUUUAAAUAAAACACAAACUUAUUAUCCA